AUGGCGUCCAUGAUGGAGCGGAUGAAUUCCAUGUUCCUGGAGGCCAAUCGAGGGGGGGGACCGGCGACCGAACCAACGUCACCCGUUCCCAGGAUAAGGGUGGUGAAGAUGUCGCUGGAGGAUGAUCCCGAGGCCUACUUGGCCAUUCUCCAGCGACUGGAUAUUACUGAAGAGACCCACCGUCGCCGGUUCUGGGAAUACCAGCGACCCCCAGGACUGCGACCCCGCGUGAUGGCGCAACAACUGGUGGACCACGUGACCCAGUGGCUCUGCCCCGGCACCAACAGUGCGGAAAAAGUAACUGAGCUCAUUGCUAUUGAGCAGUUUGUGAAGGUGCUGGGGCCGGACACCUGGACCUGGGUCAGUCGCCUCCGUCCCACCACCCUGGAUGCAGCAGUUCGAUUGGCCGAAGGGUUCGAGGACGCCCUCCCUUCCGCUCCAGUGGACACCCUACCUGCUCCUGCCUCCAGUAGACCGCGAGCGGCGGCACCAGAACCACCACCACCAUGCUUCACCCCCACCACCCACGGACCAGCACUGCAGCGUCACCCCAUGGGUGGCCUCCCUCCAACACAAUGUAGAGCAAGGGCGACCCCCAGCGGGGUAAGAGCAGAGUACCCCUCCCGCUGCCAAAUCGGCAACGGGACACGCAGGCUCCGUGGGCACCCUUUCGCCCCACCUGUUACCGGUGCCAGGAGGUCGGUCACCUGGCUCAGAAUUGUCCGGCGGCCAUGGAAUGUGGGGUGA
This is a messenger RNA of Acipenser ruthenus (sterlet), 747 nucleotides long. RefSeq names its product putative SCAN domain-containing protein SCAND2P. The transcript is spliced from 2 exons. The record is from RefSeq and is a predicted model, not a curated record. Lineage: Eukaryota; Metazoa; Chordata; Actinopteri; Acipenseriformes; Acipenseridae. Bases 1 to 747 code for a protein of 248 amino acids.